AUGGGGAUCGUACAAUCCUUAUUUUGUGCUAUGACAUUUUGUGUGGAAAGAAUCCUGACCUGGAUUUGCUGCGCUUUCGUCCUGAUAGUGCUUAUGUUCGCCAUACUAAUGCUGAUGGUGUACGGCAUAUCAGUGGGCUAUCACUACGCACAGAAAGAAUUAACUGAUUUCGCUUACGUCGCAAGAGCCGGACCGGAUGAAAUGUCCAACUUGCCUGCCAGAUCUGGGAAUAUGCCUGAAGAAGAAGGUGGUCAGGCAAACGAACCACGCCCAUUAAUUGAACCUUACCAGACAGAAAAGCCUGAACAGCAUUCUUACAAGCGGUUACAAGGAACGCCAAUCGUCCUUCUUGCGACUGAGAGGUCUCAAAAAGGGCAUGACGCACUAUCUCGUGAGAGUGUAUUGGCGCGCAAAGUCAUAGGUCGUUUCCGUCGCUCCCGCAACAAUAUACCGCCGCAGUCAUCGCCUUUUCCUAAGUCAAUGAAGCAACCAAACAGCAUCAGCAGAUCACGUGGUAAAACAAUAGCAUUUGAAUGA
Spodoptera exigua (beet armyworm) is the source of this 537-nucleotide messenger RNA. NCBI's taxonomy places the organism in Eukaryota, Metazoa, Arthropoda, Insecta, Lepidoptera, Noctuidae. The record is from the annotation of a GenBank genome assembly.